Messenger RNA from Knipowitschia caucasica, 3051 nucleotides. NCBI's taxonomy places the organism in Eukaryota, Metazoa, Chordata, Actinopteri, Gobiiformes, Gobiidae. The record is from the annotation of a GenBank genome assembly.
AUGAAGCCUCUCUGGAUGCCUGCCUCCGUGCCCGCGCUGUGGCUGGCUGUGCUGGUGAUGCUCACGCCGGGCUCCGCGCUGGAAGAGGUGCUGAUGGACUCCACCACAGCUACGGCAGAGCUGGGCUGGACCAUCUUCCCUUCUCAGGGGUGGGAGGAGGUGAGCGGCUACGACGAGAACAUGAGCACCAUCCGCACGUACCAGGUGUGUAACGUGUUUGAGAGCAGCCAGAACAACUGGAUCCGCACCCGAUUCAUCCGCCGCAGCGGGGCCCAGCGCAUCCACGUCCAGGUCAAGUUCUCCGUCCGGGACUGCAGCUCCAUCCCCAACGUCCCGGGCUCCUGCAAAGAGACCUUCAACCUGUACUACCACGAGGCCGAGGCAGACACGGCCACGCCCACCUCCCCCGCCUGGAUGGAGAACCCCUGGGUGAAGGUGGACACCAUCGCAGCUGACGAGAGCUUCUCGCAGGUGGAACUGGGUGGCCGCAUCAUGAAGAUCAACAGUGAGGUGCGCAGCUUUGGCCCGGUCUCCAAGACGGGCUUUUACCUGGCCUUCCAGGACUACGGCGCCUGCAUGUCCAUCAUCGCAGUCAGGGUCUUCUAUCGCAAGUGUCCGCGCGUGGUGAUGAAUGGUGCUGUGUUCUCUGAGACCCUGUCCGGGGCUGAGAGCGCCUCCCUGGUGGCUGCACGUGGGGUCUGUGUGCCCAACGGAGAGGAGGUGGACGUGCCCAUCAAGCUCUAUUGCAAUGGGGACGGGGAGUGGAUGGUGCCCAUCGGCAGGUGCAUGUGCAAGGCGGGCUACGAGGCGUCAGCUAACGGGACAGAGUGCACAGCGUGUCCCACCGGCUCCUUCAAACCUGCUCAGGGGGACCACAGCUGCAUACCCUGCCCCCACAACAGCCGCACCAGCAGCCAGAGCGCCACCACGUGUAUGUGCCGGUCAGGGUACUACCGCACAGAUGCCGAAGGACCGGAGAGCCGCUGCACCACGGUCCCCUCAGCACCUCAGAACGUCAUCUCCAUCGUGAACGAGACGUCCCUGCGUCUGGAGUGGAGUCCCCCUGUAGACACCGGUGGGCGGGCCGAUGUAGUCUACAACAUUAUUUGUAAGAGCUGUGGAAGUGAGCGCACCGGCUGCACGCGCUGCGGAGACAACGUGCGCUUUGAGCCGCGGCAGCUGGGCCUGACCAGCAGCCAGGUGCACAUCAGCGAGCUGCUCGCCCACACGCAGUACACCUUUGAGAUCCAGGCCAUGAACGGAGUGUCUGACCAGAGCACCUACUCGCCCCAGUACACCGCGGUCAACAUCACCACCAACCAGGCCGCUCCGUCGGCGGUGACCAUCAUUCACCAGGUGAGCCGCUCCCUCUCCUCCAUCACCCUGUCCUGGUCUCAACCUGAUAAACCCAACGGAGUCAUCCUGGACUACGAGCUGCAGUACUACGAGAAGAGCCAGGCGGAGUGGAAUUCGUCUGUGAGCCACAGUCAGACCAACACUGCUCUGAUCAGAGGCCUGAGGCCUGGGACCAUCUACGUGUUCCAGGUGCGGGCGCGUACCGUGGCCGGCUUCGGGCGCUUUAGUGGGAAGAUGUACUUCCAGACCAUGACUGAAGAGGAGUACGCAUCCAGCCUCCAGGACAAGCUUCCUCUGAUCGUGGGCUCCUCUGCGGCCGGCCUGGUCUUCAUCAUUGCAGUCACCGUCAUCAUCAUUGCGUGCUGCAGAAGGAGCUCAGAGCGCCCUCAGUCUGAGUACACGGACAAACUGCAGCACUACACGAGUGGCCACACGUCUCCCGGGAUGAAGAUCUACAUUGACCCUUUCACCUACGAGGACCCCAACGAGGCGGUCCGGGAGUUUGCCAAAGAGAUUGAAAUUGCCUGUGUGAAGAUCGAGCAGGUCAUUGGAGCAGGGGAGUUCGGGGAGGUGUGCAGUGGGAACCUCCGGCAGCCUGGGAAGAGGGAGAUUCUCGUGGCUAUCAAGACCCUGAAGACGGGCUACACUGAGCGGCAGAGGAGGGACUUCCUAAGCGAGGCGUCAAUCAUGGGCCAGUUUGACCACCCCAACAUCAUCCACCUGGAGGGUGUGGUCACCAAGAGCAGCCCCGUCAUGAUCAUCACAGAGUUCAUGGAGAACGGCUCCCUGGAUUCCUUCCUCAGGCAAAAUGACGGUCAGUUCACGGUCAUCCAGCUGGUGGGCAUGCUGCGGGGGAUGGCCGCCGGAAUGAAGUAUCUGUGUGAGAUGAACUAUGUGCACCGAGACCUGGCGGCGCGCAACAUCCUGGUUAACAGCAACCUGGUGUGCAAGGUGUCUGACUUCGGCCUGUCCCGCUUCCUGGAGGAAGACACCUCGGACCCCACCUACACUAGUGCCCUGGGGGGUAAGAUACCCAUCCGUUGGACUGCCCCCGAGGCCAUCCAGUACCGGAAGUUUACAUCGUCCAGUGACUGCUGGAGCUACGGCAUCGUCAUGUGGGAGGUCAUGUCCUACGGAGAGCGGCCCUACUGGGACAUGAGCAACCAGGACGUCAUUAAUGCCAUAGAGCAGGACUACCGGUUGCCACCCCCUAUGGACUGCCCCAGUGCACUGCACCAGCUGAUGCUGGACUGCUGGCAGAAAGACCGCAACAACAGACCAAAGUUCAGCCAGAUUGUCAACACUCUGGACAAGAUGAUCCGUAACCCGGGGACCCUGAAGGCCAUGACGCCGCUGUCCUCCAGUGUGCAUCUACCUCUGCUGGACCGCAGCACUCCAGACUUCUCUUCCUUCACCUCGGUGGACGAGUGGUUGGAUGCCAUCAAAAUGGGCCAGUACAAGGAGAACUUUGCCAACGAGGGCUUCAGCAGCUUCAACACAGUCUCUCAGAUGACCACAGAUGACAUACUGCGAGUGGGCGUGACGCUGGCGGGCCAUCAGAAGAAGAUCCUGAACAGCAUCCAGACCAUGAGAGCCCAGAUGAAUCAGAUCACAUCUGUGGAGGGAGUGCACAGGCGGCCUGUUCGCAGGGUGCUGGGGAACGGAGCGGACGCUUUGGCACGGGUAGAGCCAUAA